Molecule: messenger RNA, 1023 nt
Organism: Dama dama (fallow deer)
Lineage: Eukaryota; Metazoa; Chordata; Mammalia; Artiodactyla; Cervidae
Gene: HAPLN2
Product: hyaluronan and proteoglycan link protein 2
Exons: 5
Coding region: 1-1023 (340 amino acids)
Biological process (GO): cell adhesion
Molecular function (GO): hyaluronic acid binding
Source: RefSeq, a predicted model, not a curated record
AUGCAAGGCAGGAUCAGUCUCCUCUCUCUCUGCCACUUCCUUCUCCCUUGGGCCUUCGCCACCUUCCACAGAGCCCUGGGGGACCAAGCACCCCACCCUGGCCCCCACUACCUCCUGCCCCCCAUCCACGAGGUCAUUCACUCUCGUCGUGGGGCUACGACCACGCUGCCCUGCGUCCUGGGCGCCCCGCCUCCCAGCUACAAGGUGCGCUGGAGCAAAGUGGAGCCCGGGGAUCUCCGGGAAACGCCCAUCCUCAUCACCAACGGACUGCACGCCCGGGGCUACGGGCCCCUGGGGGGGCGUGCCAGGAUGCGAAGAGGGCAUCGGCUGGACGCCUCCCUGGUCAUCGCCGGCGUGCGCCUGGAAGACGAGGGCCGGUACCGCUGUGAGCUCAUCAACGGCAUCGAGGACGAGAGCGUGGCGCUGACCCUGCGCCUGGAGGGUGUGGUGUUUCCUUACCAGCCCAGCCGGGGCCGGUACCAGUUCAAUUACUACGAGGCGAAGCAGGCGUGCGAGGAGCAGGACGGCCGUCUGGCCACCUACGCCCAGCUGUACCAGGCGUGGACCGAGGGUCUGGACUGGUGCAACGCGGGCUGGCUGCUCGAGGGCUCCGUGCGUUACCCUGUCCUCACGGCGCGCGCGCCCUGCGGUGGCCGAGGUCGGCCCGGGAUCCGCAGCUACGGGCCCCGCGACCGGAAGCGCGACCGCUACGACGCCUUCUGCUUCACCUCGGCGCUGUCAGGUCACGUGUUCUUCGUGCCCGGGCGGCUGACGCUGUCUGAAGCCCACGCGGCCUGCAGGCGGCGCGGGGCCACAGUGGCCAAGGUCGGGCACCUCUAUGCCGCCUGGAAGUUCUCCGGGCUGGACCAAUGCGACGGCGGCUGGCUGGCGGACGGCAGCGUGCGCUUCCCCAUCACGACGCCUCGGCCGCGCUGCGGGGGCCUCCCGGAUCCCGGAGUGCGCAGCUUCGGCUUCCCCAGACCCCAGCAGGCGGCCUAUGGGACCUACUGCUACUCCGAAUAG